Molecule: messenger RNA, 5889 nt
Organism: Gryllus bimaculatus (two-spotted cricket)
Lineage: Eukaryota; Metazoa; Arthropoda; Insecta; Orthoptera; Gryllidae
Source: the annotation of a GenBank genome assembly
UCAGGUUACGUGCCCCGUAAUUCCGGGAGCGAGUUGGGAGUAAUUUUUGAAUUCCAUCGACCCUGUUACCGCUUGCAGCCCCCUACCCAGGCAACAGGUCCCCCAAAUAGCAAGCUGCCAAUGGAUUGCCUGGCAGCGGGAUUGAAGCAGCGCAUCAGAGACAACUUCCUAAACAUCAGUGCUGAGAUGUUGGAGCGUUUGUGGGAGAAAAUGGACAAUCGAUUGGAUUAUACUGUUGGAAGAGGGAAAAGUAAUUACGGAACAGUGUUAAGUUUAUUGGUAUCCAGAUUGCAUUGUGUUUUUCGAGCAACAGAAAAUGGUCUCGUAAUUAAGGAUUUGAACAGUUCAAAUGGAACAUUUGUUAAUGACCAAAAAAUUCCAGCAAAUACAGAUUGUAUUCUAAAAGUUAGUGAUGUUAUUGGAAUCGGUGUUUCUAAUCCGAAAGCUGCUGACCAUUUUGUAUUUAAAUUAGUAAAUGAAGACUGUGAAGACAGCAAUAACAUUGUUUGUCAUAGUGUAAAAAAUGAACCUUCCACAGAGAGGAAAUCAUCAAGAACUGAAAAAUCACCAUGUAUACUUACAGUGGAAGAAGAGGAGGAUGAAAAUGAUGAGCCGCUGAUAAUAGAGCAAGAGAUAGAUGUCAUUGACCUGAUUGAAGAUGAUGAUAAUAAAACUACUGCAGGCAGUACAAUUAAAUCAGCUUCUUCAUGCCUUGCUUCUUGCACUAAUUCAGGAACUUCCUCCUCAUUGGAAGUUGAAAACAGAAAAACAAUAUGCAUCAAAAAAGAAAAAUUGCAUACUGAUGUUGAAGGCAGUGCGCAGUGUGUGAAUGGUGGUAAAAGAAAUGACCCAAGAUCAGUUGCUUGUGAUGUAAUAAAUUUGAGAGAAAAUGAGGGUAGGUUUAAAGAUAUUAAAAUAGAAUCGGGAGUAGAAACUCGAACUGUAGUGGAGGCGUGCAAUUUGCAGCCAAGUGGACUAAACAGUGUUUGUGAUAACCAGUGUGUGGUAAAAGUAGAGAAACCUGCUUCUAGCAGUGUGAACACUGAAAAUAACAGAGUAGAGAAUGUGUGCGGGUCUUGUGAGGUAAAUAUAUCAUUUACUGAUUUGCAGAGAAAAAAUUUACCAGAGAUAAAAAUAAAAGAGGAGGAUAUUAACACACAUUCGACAAGUAAUUCUUGUAAAAAUAUAACUUAUUGUGAUAAAGAGAAACAAACUUCAUGUUUUGACACUCCAAGUAGAACAAAGUGUGUGCCUGAAAUAGGGACUAGUUCAAAAAAUGUGAUUAUUGCCAAUGUGAAACAAGAAAAUACAGAGAAAUGCAAAAAUUCAGAAUUAAGUGAAAAUGUUAGUGAAAAUAUAACUCUUAAAGACAACAGUUCUGUGCAAAAAGGGAACACUUGUGUUUUAAGCUCUAGGGUAGAAAGUUCACAGAAAUUAGCUUCUAAAAGGACCCAUGAAGAAAGUGUCCAAUCUUUACCGGAUGAUAGUGCAGAAUCCCCACGACCUGCAUCAAAGAAAAGAAAAUCUUCAAUAGUUAAAGAUGGCAGUAGUGAAUCUAAUAGUGGUUCAUCUACUAACUCUGCGAGUGAAAGGUGUGACUCCUCGUCUCGAUUACACCUAGAUGUUGAAAGUGAUAAUGAAGAUAUGUGGUUUAACACAUUUGCUGUUCCUAUAUUAGAUCAACUAGAAAAGACAGAUGCGAGAAAAUCUGUCGGUAAAGAUCCAGUGGAUGGUAUCAAUUCAAAAAGGGCAUUGGCGAAAAAUGGUACCUUUACUAAUGUUAACACUAAGAGAACGAGAAAUGCAGGUACAUUUAUUUUAAGUGAAAUGCGAACCUUGCCUGCAUAUUUAAAUCCUGUGAUAAUUCUUGAGAAGUUAGAUCUUAAAAAAUUACAAGAAACCAGACAUGAUAUAAAACAAGAAAGGGAUAUUUCUUUUGAUGAAGCUUUGUUUGAGGAAUCACUGCAAUUACAUACGUCAACUCCAAAACAAGGUGAUCUUCCACAAAUCAAUGAAAAUUGUCACACUACUGAGAAUCAUAAUACAUCAAUAAUUAAUUAUUCACAAAGUGAUGAUGUUAUUGUUAUUGAUGAUGAUGAUGAUUUUAUGGAUGUGGGGAAAGACAACAAAAGCGUCAUACAAAAAGAUGAAGAUUCUGAAGAUGGUAAAGAAGAAAUAUGUGUGAAACAAGAGGUUUUUGAAGAGGAUGAACAAGUAAUUGAGGAUGAGGAGGAUGAUGAUGAGGUGGAAUUAGUAAAUGAUUGGGUUUUACGACUUUCACAGUCUUCUAGUCCGGUAAUUGAGGAUGAAAUAAGGCCAUCAUCAUCAGGAAAGUUGAAAAGGCGCAGUCUGUUUAUACUUGAUAGUGACAGCUCUGAUGAAGAUUACACUUCAAAUCUGGCUGCAAAUAUUGCAGUGGGAGGGGAUAUUGUCAAUCAAAAUCCAGACCUUAAUUCUGACAAAUGUAGUAAAAUCAUCUUCGAUGAUUUCUUAAAGAAUCGGAGUAAUGAAUUAUCUUUAAAAUCAAAGGAAUUGGUAAACAACAGUAUUAAAGAACAGACAAGAAUAAGAAAUAAGACAAUAGAUCAAUGUAGUGAGAUGUCACUGACUGAUAAAACAAAUGAAGACCUUCAGAGUGAAAAUGAAUCAGACUUAUCACCUUUGAGUGCCUAUGCUGACAAGCUUUUGGAAAGUGCUCUUCCAGCUUGUGGGAAGAAACCUAGUAAGAAAACUAGUAACUCUGCAGAGGGUAGCAUCACAAAAGAGUUGCAUGAAAAUGCUAAAUCCAAUGUAGGUGAUUCUAGUCGGCGUACUUUACUGUGUUCUGCCCUACCAAUGAAGUUAAAAUCUCGUUCAAAAGUUACAGCAGAAAGCAGAGAUCCAAAGAAAGCUUCAGGUUUUAAUUCAGAUGUAGCAAAACAUUGCCCAGUUAAUGAGUUCAGAAAUACUGAUUUACUUCAAAGCAAAAAGAGUUCUAGUGAAUGCAAAUCAAAAUCAAGCGUUCAUAAAAAUGUUGAUAACAGUCCUGUUUCUGAGAAAGAAUUGAAAAUGAAAGUUAAAGAAGAUAGAAAGGCAAAACUUAAAGCAUUAACAGAUCAAAAAAGAAGUGCUACUACAAGCAAUACUGAAACAAAAGAAUCGUCAAAAUCUUCCAACAAAAGUCACCAUCAAAACGUAGUAAAAAAUACAACGUUAAGUAGAGCCGAUAAACUUACAGAAUCUUUGGUAGGUUCACUUGAAGCCAAACCUUCAAAAUCUAAAAAAAUAAAAGUCAGAGUGAUAAAGAAGAACAAUUCAGGACAAAGUUCCGCGUGUGACAAUACAAUACCUGGAGAGAACUCUUCUUACUGCAAAAAGUCUUCAGUGAUAAAUACUAUUACAUCAGAAGUCGCUGCACCGAAACAAACUGCUGGUGAAGAAACUGCACCAAAACAAAGUGAAUCUAAUGGUGACAAAUUAGAUUUAGAUAUACCUGUUUCUGAAGUUGAAAUUAAAAUAAAGAAAUUAUCCUUCAAGGAUGUGUAUAAAAUACCAAAAUUGAAACAGUCUAAUAGUUCAGAGACACAAGCAGAAGACAGAGAGAAAAGAACAAAAGAACUUCAGACUGCCACAAAAAAGCAUCUGAACAAGCCUUCUGCCCUGAGGAACAUAGCAUUAUCAUAUCCUAAAAAGACUGUUCGUUUUGCUCCUGGUGAAUCUCUUUGUGAAGUUCAGACCUUCAUGAUAGAGCCAGGUAAUGUAUUACGUCGUAUUGAUGGGAAAGAUAUUCCUGUCAGAAAGCGGAUGGCUGAGCAAGCAGGCAUUUUAUAUGACACAUCAACAAAAAUCCUGAAUCGUGUGACAACUGCAAUUUUAAGGCAUUGGAAUCCUCGUUGGAUGGCGGAACAAGCAGUAAUACUACGAAAUGGAGGAGAACCUCCACCUGCUCAUUGCCAGAACACCCCAGUAUCUACCUUAUGCCCAAUGUUAACUGCCUUUUCAAAUUAUGAAGAAUACCUGAAAAUUAUAGAUCCUUUAAUGAUGUUGGAUUUAUGGGCUAAAGUCAGCGAGGAUUCCAACAAACCAAAUCCAAGGAUGAAAAGAAAAUAUGAUAUUACAGUACUUGAGAGCAAGGAUGCGAAUGGAAUUGUUACCCUGAAUUGCUCUAUGCCUCUCAAGUCCAAAGAAGAAAAGGAGGGAUUGAGUCUUCACGUAGGAGAUCUUUGUAUUCUACGUUACCCUAUGUGGAAUCACAGCACUGGUGAUUUGAGACAUAAUAUGGUAGCAUCUCAACAGGAGUCAUAUUAUGAACGCUUUGCUUAUAUUCACUCUUUGACAAAAGAUUUUCGCUCAACAAAUAACCAGAAUCGAUGGAAUACUCCUGGAAAUGCAAGACAGAUCUCCCCUAUAUAUGGUGUAAUGAAUCUAGUUAUUAAAGUGAAAGGCGAUUCCUCCUUGAAGUUGAUCAAUGCCUCAUUAAGGAUAAUAAGUGGAAUCCGUACUGAACUGCGCCACUUUGAAGCCAUUGGAUACUUGGAGCAUACAAAACUCUGUAACAUGAUAUUAAAUCCACGAGUUGAAGAUUUUAAAAUUCCAUGUUCUGAUCCAAAUGUGAAAAUUGUAACUGAGGACCUUCUGAAUGCAGCCCAGAGGACUGCAGUAAUGAAGGGCACUGGAAAAACUCAAGUGAUACUCAAUAUUAUCAAACAAGUUUUAUACCCAAAUGGUCAUUAUUCAAAAGCUCGUUUUGAUAAAAAGACUCGAAUACUCUUAUGUGCACCAUCAAAUGCUGCUGCUGAUGAAAUGGCUGAAAGAUUAUUAAAUCUUCGCACACAAAUGCCAAAAGAAAAACGUUUCAAAAUGGUUCGAACUGGGCCCUUGGAAUAUAUGCGAGAAAGUGUACGUGGCAUUUCCCUGGAUGAAUUGACAAAAAAGGAAGUUGAACACGUAUUGCCACAACAAACACAAUUUGAAAGUGUAGAACUUGAGAAACAUGUUCCUGGGCCCAAGAUCUCUGAAAUUGAGAGGGAAGCGAAGAAAAAAGUUCUGUUUCAUGCUGACAUUGUUGUCACAACUUUGACCUCUUCGUACAGUCCACAAAUUACUGAAGUAUUUGCAUCAAGAAAUGGCAGAAAUAAUAUACGUUUUGCAUGCUGUAUCAUUGAUGAAGCAACACAAUGCACAGAGCCUGAGAGUUUAAUUCCUCUAAUGUUGGGCAUUGAAAGACUGGUAUUAGUUGGAGAUCCUGAACAAUUACCAGCAACUGUUCUUUCACAGGUGGCAAAAACAAAAUCUUUUGGUCAAUCUCUUUUCAACCGAAUCUGGAAUAAAUUUCAGAAUGAAGCAAAUAAUCCUAUCAUUUUUCUGAAUACUCAAUAUAGGAUGCACCCUGAAAUUUAUCAUUGGCCAAAUACCUAUAUAUAUCAUGGCAGGGUGAUGACGGAUCCUAGUUGUCAAGUUGUGUGUCCUCUGAAACCAUAUUGUUUAUUUGCUCAUAGAUUUCAGCAGAACAGUCAUAAUUUUGUAAAUAGUAAUGAAGCAAGAUUAGUAUUGGAGAUUGCAAUGGGUGUAGCACAUUCAUUUCACGAACAUGUGAAGACAAUUGGAAUCAUAACUCCUUAUCAGCAGCAGCUGCAAGAAAUUAAGACUUGUUUAGACAGAAGCCGGACCAAUAAUGUUACAGUUGUUGUAAAUACUAUUGAUGGCUUCCAAGGUAGAGAAUGUGAUGUUAUAAUUUUUUCCUGUGUCCGAACAAGAGGAGUUGGAUUUAUGGGUGAAUCUCAGCGACUGAAUGUGGCUCUUACAAGAGCUCGUCGUUCUCUUAUUAUAUGUGGCAACUUUGUCUCACUACAAGAUUCAGAUGUCCAUAGGCAAAUGUACAUUCUUUCAGUCAAAAUUUUUCCUUUGAAU